CUCUUCUAAUGAAUUCUUAUAUACCUUUUCUUUUCAUUUAAUAGGAACCCCUGUAUUGUUUUCGUUCAGGAAAGCCAUGGCAAGUAUUUUCUCAGUGAGUGCGCGUUACACGCGUUUCCCGGCGUUUUUGAAUUUUAAAUGAUUGGAAUGUUGAACAUCCAUGCUACUUUCUUAGUCUUUUCCUAUUCCUCUUGAACGUUUUCCAGGAGCAUAUCUCUUCUUGUAUGAAUCUCUUAAAUUCCUUUUUUAGUUUCCAUCAGUUGCACUGAAUUUUUUCUAAAAACCAAGCUAUUUGAAGAAAGAAGGUUUAUUUACUUGGAUAUUUAUUUGGAUUCGUUCACUCAAGUCAUAGUUCGUCUACAGCAAAAUCUUUAACGCAUUUGCUUUCUCGUAUCCUAGACGCAAGUGGUUCCUAAAUUUUUGGUAACUUAUAAAAACAAAUAUGAAUUUUCAAUUUGAAAAAGAAAUUGCUAUUGUCGCUGUCCGUAGGGCUAGCUACUUGACCGAAAAAGUAUUCAACCAACUUAUAAAAGAGAAGAGCGCCGCAGGUGCUCACUCAAAGGAAGAUAAGUCACCUGUAACCAUCGGUGAUUUUGGUGCUCAAGCAGUUGUCAUUUCAUUGCUUAAAGAUGCUUUUCCCAAAGACCCCAUCGUUGGUGAGGAAGAUGCCGACCAUUUGAGAAGCAAUGGAGAAACCUGCUCUCGUGUCUGGUCAUUGGUUCAAGAAUCGAUUCAGCAAUCGAAAGAAUAUAAAGAGUUGGGUCAAAUUAAAGACGCCGAGCAAAUGCUGGCCGUUAUCGAUCAAGGAAAUUACAACGGCGGUCGUGAAGGCCGUAUGUGGACACUCGAUCCCAUUGAUGGUACUAAAGGUUUCCUUCGUGGUGCCCAAUAUGCUAUUUGCCUUUCUUUAAUCGAAAAUGGAAAGCCAAUGGUGAGUGCCAUCAGCUGUCCCAACCUCCCUUUUGACUUCAAGCAGCCCGAAACAAGUCCUAAGGGUAUCAUCAUGUCUGCUGUUCGUGGUCAAGGAUGCUUUCAAUACUCCCUUCAUAAUUUGACUGUCCAACCCUCCCAAGUCUAUAUGAAGGAUGUCCAAGAUCCAAAGGAUUCUAAAUUUUGUGAAGGAGUCGAAGCGGGUCACUCUAUGCAAGGAACCCAAGAAGAAAUCGCUAAAAAGCUUGGGAUUGUUCAUGGACCUACAAAAAUGGACUCUCAAGCCAAGUAUGUCAGUCUCGCUCGAGGUGAUGGAGAUAUAUAUCUUCGUCUUCCUACCAGCAUGACCUUUGAGGAGAAAAUUUGGGAUCACGCUGGAGGCUCCCUCUUGGUCGAAGAAGCUGGCGGUAUCGUAUCGGAUAUGUUUGGUAAACCUUUGGAUUUUGGCGUUGGUCGUACAUUGAAGAGUAACAACGGUGUUAUUGCUGCUUACAAAGGCAUAUUCCAAAAUGUCAUUGAUGCUACGCGUGCCGUCACUUCUCAAGAUCCCCAUUUCAAUAAGGUCUAGAUAAACUGAAGAAGGAAGACAUAAAAGCAGAUUAACUCUUCUUUUUGUUAUAUAAGAUCUUAUACGACUGAAUUUUUAUUUGUUUAUCCAGGAAAAGAAGUGUAAAUUUGUUAUCGUAAUGUUCUCCAUUCUCUGUCCCUUUCCUGAACGAAUUUUUAUCCAGAUUAGAUUUAAAUAGUAAAAAAGAAAAUCCAUUCAAUGGUAGUAAAG
Molecule: messenger RNA, 1708 nt
Organism: Schizosaccharomyces cryophilus OY26
Lineage: Eukaryota; Fungi; Ascomycota; Schizosaccharomycetes; Schizosaccharomycetales; Schizosaccharomycetaceae
Product: 3',5'-bisphosphate nucleotidase/inositol-1,4- bisphosphate 1-phosphatase
Exons: 2
Coding region: 443-1498 (351 amino acids)
Biological process (GO): phosphatidylinositol phosphate biosynthetic process; sulfate assimilation
Molecular function (GO): 3'(2'),5'-bisphosphate nucleotidase activity
Source: RefSeq, a predicted model, not a curated record